GCGUGGCCCGCGCAAUGACGUAACGCGGCGUAGCGCGGAGGAGGAGGAGGAUGGCGGCUGAGAGCAGAGCAGGGAGACGGGCAGAGGAAUAACAACAACAACAUGAAAUCGUAAAGGAAUUCAUGCCUUCAUGACUUGCUAACCGCUUGAUCUGAGGGUUGCAAAACCCCUCUGGGACCAAUAUGUAGCAGAAGUAAAUAUUUGAAGCUUCUUUUUUUUUACUGGAAAUUUGAUUCUGUUGAAUACUGAAUUUCAAACAUUGGAGUUAAUGAGGUACCCGGCUUUGAAUCAAUCACCAUGAGUAGCAGUGUUGUAAAAGAUAAGGACCCUAAAGAUAAGGAACCCAAGGUAACUACUGUAAGGGAAAGAGAAAAGGAUGCAAAAGCUUGCGGAGGACCUGUGAAAGAGAGCAAGGAGAAAGAACUUAAGACCAAAGUGAAAGAUGCCAAAGAAGGAAAGAAAGAUACCAGCAGCGCACAGCCUGGGGUGGCUUUUUCAGUUGACAACACCAUAAAACGUCCAAAUCCAGCGGCUGGACUGCGUAAAAAAGCUAGUAAUGCAGAGGUUAUUAAGGAGUUGAACAAAUGUCGGGAGGAGAAUUCUACACGGUUGGACUUGGCGAAGAGGUCCAUACAUAUGCUUCCAGCGUCGAUCAAGGAGUUGACUCAGUUAACAGAACUUUAUUUAUAUGGCAACAAGCUGCAGUCCCUACCCGCUGAGGUGGGCAGCCUUGUGAACUUGGUGACACUGGCUCUAAGUGAGAAUUCUCUGACCAGCCUGCCAGACUCUCUUGAUAGUUUGAAAAAGCUUCGCAUGCUUGACUUGCGACAUAACAAACUUAGGGAAAUCCCGUCAGUGGUUUACAGGCUGAGUUCUCUGACCACACUCUAUUUACGCUUUAAUCGCAUCACUACUGUGGAGAAGGAUAUUAAAACUCUUUCAAAACUUACAAUGCUGAGUAUCAGAGAGAACAAAAUCAAGCAGCUACCAGCAGAAACAGGUGAACUGUGUAACCUCACAACACUGGAUGUUGCCCACAAUCAGCUGGAACACCUCCCGAAAGAGAUUGGGAACUGCACUCAAAUUAACAACCUGGAUCUGCAGCACAAUGAGCUGCUGGAUCUGCCUGAGACAAUAGGGAGCCUCUCCAACCUCAGUAGACUAGGUUUGCGGUACAACAGACUUUCAGCGAUACCCAAAUCUUUAGCAAAGUGCAGUGAGCUGGAGGAGCUUAAUUUGGAGAACAAUAAUAUUUCCACUUUACCUGAGCCUACAUUGAACUCACAGGACAAUCAGCUGACGUCUCUGCCUCUGGAUUUUGGGACAUGGACAAGUAUGGUUGAGUUAAACUUGGCCACCAAUCAGCUAACCAAAAUCCCAGAGGAUGUAUCUGGCUUAGUUUCGAUUGAGGUUCUGAUAUUAUCCAACAAUCUCUUGAAGAAACUUCCCCACGGGAUAGGAAAUCUGCGCAAGUUAAGAGAGUUAGACCUAGAAGAAAACAAGCUGGAGUCUCUGCCAAAUGAAAUUGCUUAUCUUAAAGACCUGCAGAAAUUGGUCCUUACUAAUAACCAGUUAACAACAUUACCAAGAGGUAUUGGACAUCUUACAAACCUCACACACCUUGGGCUUGGCGAGAACCUCCUUACUCAUCUUCCAGAGGAAAUAGGUACACUGGAGAAUCUGGAGGAGCUGUAUCUGAACGAUAACCCCAACUUGCACGGCCUGCCUUUCGAGCUGGCACUCUGCAGCAAACUGUCAAUCAUGAGCAUUGAGAACUGCCCUCUCAGCCACCUUCCACCGCAAAUUGUUGCAGGAGGCCCGUCAUUUAUCAUUCAGUUUCUGAAAAUGCAGGGUCCUUAUCGUGCUAUGGUCUAAUACAAGUCAGAUGUCCCAUACACUGUACAAAUUGCAUUCAUGUUGUGUUUAUGUAUAUAUAUAUAUCCAUAUCUGCAGAAGGAUAUAGGUAUAUAUAAAUAAAUUAUAUAUAUAUAUAUGUAUGUAUAUGUAAAAGGCAAAUUUAUUAAGACUGCAUUAUAUGUUUCUGCUAAUAGAGGAAUCAUAGCCAUUUAGAUUUUUUUUUAUUCUGUAAAAAGAAAUUUUUUUGUUAAAUUUGAUGUUUUUUUUUGUUUUUUAUUUUUUGGCAAUUUUUGUCAUUGUAAUCUAAAAUGCCAGUUUUGUUUAAAUUGGUUGCCAACGUAUUUGAUAGUGAUGACAUUGACAGGAAUCGGUAUUUAUGUUUUUGGUGGGCCUGUUUCUUUUUUUAAGUUUAACUAUGGUCCAUAUUGAUUAACUCCUCCUAAAAAGCUUCAUGGAUUUUCCCUUUUUUCUGGUUCUUGAUUGACUAACUUAUUUAUUUUUUUUGCUUUGGCUAGAUCAGUUCAUUUUUAAAGUUUACAGUCCGAGUGAAACACUGUUUUCAUUGAAUUUCAGUUUAUUUUAGCCAAGUUAAUUGAAGGGUUAUGGAAAGCAAUCACAAAACCUGUUUAAUAUCUGUCAUAAUAAUGUUCUGUUAUUCUUUAAAUGUUAUGAUGAAAAGCAACCUGACCCUUCUACUUUUACAUGUCCACAUUUUGUAUGAUGCAACCCCGAAGCAAUGAACAGCUUAAACUCUUGUCCAUCAGCCUCUGUGCAUAUCAAGAGUCAUCCUUUUUAUGUAUUGAUCAUUUUUGUAUCAUAACAAUAUGUAUAUACUUGUCUUGCUGAAACCAGUGUCAUUGUAUGUAUUACUACAGAUUUAUCAUAUGAAAUACUGUUUUUAUCAAAUGGAGUAUGGCAAGUGGUUUAUAUUCACACUGUAGCGCACACAUUCAUGACAGCAUCAUCUUGUACAGUGCAUUCAUAUUUCAGCUUGCCUUGUUAAUCUUUUCUUAAUGGAAAGUACUUCUACAGAUCUAUCGAUUGUACUGUGGUGCUGAGAAUGCUCCUCUCUGACUUUGCCCUCUGAUUGUAAUAUAAAAAUAUAUAUAUCA
Bombina bombina (fire-bellied toad) is the source of this 2969-nucleotide messenger RNA. RefSeq names its product SHOC2 leucine rich repeat scaffold protein (gene SHOC2). The transcript has 8 exons. The coding region runs from base 298 to 1875 and encodes 525 amino acids. NCBI's taxonomy places the organism in Eukaryota, Metazoa, Chordata, Amphibia, Anura, Bombinatoridae. Gene Ontology annotation, molecular function: protein binding. The record is from RefSeq and is a predicted model, not a curated record.